CCCCAGAACAAGUUGAAGCAGUGAACCGGAUAAAGAAAGAUCUACUUUGAACCGAAUAAACCUGUUAUGGAAAUCCCUGCCAUAAAUCUAAAGGCCAUAUCCUGGUGCACUGGCUGCUUACAGUAUGGGGAUGUAUGGUGUCGCUGCCCUCCUCCUUUGCUUGGGGAAACUUUGGGGUUUUAGCUGUCGGGGUGUGGGCCAUUGCACAGAGGGACUCGAUCGAUGCCGUGCUCAUGUUUCUGGUGGGGAUGGUCGUGACGAUAUUGACCGACAUCGUCCAUUUUGGGAUCUUUUACCCGCGGAAUGACUUUGCAGCAGACAGCGGGAACGUGUUUCGCUUCAGCCAGGGUAUGGCCAUCCUCAACCUGCUGCUCAAACCCGCGUCCUGCUUCUUCGUCUACCAAAUGUACCGCGAGCGUGGAGGGGAUUACAACGUCAACUUUGACUUAGAGACCUCUGUGGACAGUCGAUGCACGACGGACAGUGGCGACAGUGCUUUCAUUGGCCGCCGCUAUUGAUUCCCGGCUUCUUCCUUUUUUUUUUUUCUUCUUUUUUUUUUUUACCAUUUCUCUUCUCCAAUCAUCCUCUUCCAUCCUCUCCCACACAGGAAGUAAGACCACAAACGAGGCUGUAGGACAUAAGAGAAAAUGACUUUUUUUUUUAUCUUGGUAUUUUCCCCCCAAUUAUUAUCUUAAUGUUCAGUUGUCCAUCUUUUUCUAUUCAGUAAUUUAUAUGAAUUCACCUGUCAAUUCCCCCCUUAAUCAGUCGUAUUACCCUCCCAUACCUGCCUGGUUGUCAGUACAGUACAUUUGUAUUCAUCUCUUUUGCAUUAUAUGUGUUUAUAUCUUUCUGAAAAUUAGCAUCUAUGUAUUAUUCAUAUUUUUACUCUCCAGACACCUCAUUUGUGUUUCAGUUUGCAUAUAUUUAAAGCAGAACUGCAUGACGGUGCACAAUCUCAAAUCAGCCUAAUUAUUAAAGUAAUGUUGACUUAUAA
Etheostoma spectabile (orangethroat darter) is the source of this 994-nucleotide messenger RNA. It is a transcript of the gene agtrap, whose product is annotated as angiotensin II receptor-associated protein. NCBI's taxonomy places the organism in Eukaryota, Metazoa, Chordata, Actinopteri, Perciformes, Percidae. The record is from RefSeq and is a predicted model, not a curated record. Bases 135 to 518 code for a protein of 127 amino acids. Gene Ontology annotation, cellular component: plasma membrane. Gene Ontology annotation, biological process: angiotensin-activated signaling pathway; regulation of blood pressure. The transcript is spliced from 5 exons.